This is a messenger RNA of Candidula unifasciata, 206 nucleotides long. Lineage: Eukaryota; Metazoa; Mollusca; Gastropoda; Stylommatophora; Geomitridae. The record is from the annotation of a GenBank genome assembly.
AAUUAUUAAGUAAGAUCAAUAAUUUAUUUUUGGACACAUCAGGAGAUGUAAUGCCUUACCCUAAUUUGAUUGUGACUUUCGGUGAUGAAUUAUCCUGGCCUCCUGGACUUAAGAAUCACCGGGUCAUCAGGAUCGUUGCGUUUUCCUUCCCUCGUCUUUGGAGAUUCCCCCCCCCCCCUUUUUUUUCCCUAAAAAAGGGAGUUACU